CUUCAUCUCAAGCUUCAUCGGCAGCACUACCUCCUAUUCACAUCCAAGAAUCCAUUCUUCACCCCCCCAAACAACUCUUUACAACUAUCACUUCUCUCUCUCUCUCUUCCCUCCUCUCAUCUCAUCAACCCCCCCAAACCAAACCCCCCAAACAAACAACCCCCAAAAAUGUCGUGGGCCGUAGCCAUCGACGCCAUCGGCACCAUCUCCGGCGCCCUCGGCAUAGUCGACUUCCUCAAGUCCAACUUCGCCGGCAACAGCCCCCCCAGCCUCGGCGCCUCCGUCCAAAUCAAAGCCGGCCUCCAAUGCCCCAACAACUGCCACGACUUCGGCGGCCAAAUCGUCUCAAUCCAGGGCUACGACGCCAACAACGCGCCCAUCGGCCGCAGCACAGGCGGCCACAUCGGCGACGGCGGCGUCAUCGAAGUCGUCCUCUCCCAGCCCGAGCCCGGCAAACAAGUCGACUUCCUCUCCGUCGCAAACGGCAACGACGCAACCUGCAUCUCGUGGAUCGCCGUCCGCCAGUUCGACAAGGUUGAUGCGGCGGCGGGUGCCUGGAAUGGGGAUAUCGGGCAGCAGUGUGGGCAGUCGUGGUAUGCCGGGAAUCAGAUCGCGGGGAGGUAUAGGGAUGGCGGGGAUUGGCGGCCGAGCUGUACGUGGUUGGAUGCCGAUGCGUCGAAUGGGAUUGUGUCUGCUGCGUUGAAGUUCGGCGUGCAGGCGUAUGGCGAGGUGGGUGCGGCGUCGACGCUGGCGCAGAAUAGGCAGUGUUCUGCUACGCUUUACUCGCGCAAGGCGGUUGAUAUCGGGGACAAACCAGCCACCAAACGCUCUCUCUCCUCUUCCAACACCACAAGCACAACAAGCACCCUCCGCCCCCGCCGCCCCUGGAUGGACUCCCACCUCGUCAUCUCCACCAGCGCGCCCACCCACAACGCCACCGAAAUGUGUCUCUCCCCAACCUCCUGGGGCCCCGAUUUCGUCGGCACAGACGGCUACUUCUGCGACAUGGCGACGCGUGAACUCACCCCGCUGUGCGCGACGAAGCAGGUGCCCGGGUGUCUGGAGAUGGACCAUCCCGCGCGCACGCUGCGGAAGCGGUCGUUGGUUUAUGGCGGUGGGCGCGGGGCGGUGGCGAGGCGCGAGGUGGUGAGUGCGCAUCGGGUGUAUGGGAGUGUGGAUGUUUGGUCGUAGAUCUUUUGGGGGGUUUUUUGGGGGGAUUUCGGGUUCGUGUAUAUAUUGGGGAUUGGGGAUUAAAGGGGUCUGUUUCGGUUUGUUCGAGAGUGGG
This is a messenger RNA of Pseudovirgaria hyperparasitica, 1285 nucleotides long. RefSeq lists its product as uncharacterized. The transcript has 2 exons. Bases 169 to 1191 code for a protein of 340 amino acids. NCBI's taxonomy places the organism in Eukaryota, Fungi, Ascomycota, Dothideomycetes, Acrospermales, Acrospermaceae. The record is from RefSeq and is a predicted model, not a curated record.